AGAAGCGAGGGUGGGGAGGUCAUGCAGCGUCCGGGGCGUCCCGCUCCGAGCCGCUGCCGCCGUCGAGGAGAAGCCCGGCUUUCCUCGCUCCCUCCAGGUCGGAGACGGGGAGAGGUAGCGGACAGGAAGGCGCGCGGACCGGUUCCCCAUAAGAAGGGACGGCAGUGGUCCGUCCCGGGGCGGGGAAGGGGCGUUUGCAAAGCCCGGAGGAGACUUAGGGGAGGGGUCUGAGGGGGGAAUCCCGGCGAAGUUUCUCUUUAGCGGGAAGCGACGCUAAGCGGAGCUUCACUCCUCCCAGCAACCCGCGGUCGGCGAGGCGAGGCUCUGCAACUGCUCCGGAGGAGCCAAAGCGGCCGUCCCCCGCCCGGAGGGGCCUCCUCCUCCUCCGGCCCUCUCCAGGCCCGUUUUUCCCUGCCGUCCAACGGGACCAUGGCUAGGACCGGCUGCGGCCCUGGCUGCAGCCUUCCCCAGCCGCCCCCGUUUCGCUUUCUGGACCUGGUCUUUGCCCUGGGGGGCACCCUCGCCUUCCUGCUGGACUUGGUGGCCGACGUGUGGGUGGCUGCCAGCUACCUCCGAGCCGGCCACUUCCACUGGGGCGGGCUGGUGCUGGGGCUGCUGCUCCUCUCCUCCCUGACGACCCAGUUCUUUAGUUGGGCUUGGUUCCGGAGUGACUCCGAUAAAGAAGGCCUCUGCCAGCCAUCUGCCCGGACUUCGAAGCUGCUCCAUGUCCUACAGCUCGGCUACCUGUACAGGUGUCUCUGUGUCCUGAGGGUCGGUUUCCAGGCGUGCAAGAUGGAAGAUCCAACAGCAACUCAUCAGGCCUUUGCCAUUUUCCUGUCACACGACGUCAGUCUCUUGCGCCUCUUUGAGACCUUUCUGGAAAGCGCACCUCAGCUCAUCCUGGUGAUCUACAUCAUCUUACAGACCAACCAAGCUGAGAUAUUUCAAGUACUUGGGAUUUGUACAUCUUUUCUGUGUAUCACCUGGGCCCUCUUGGAUUACCACCGGACCCUACGUAGCUUCCUGAGGGACAAAUACAAGUUGGCCUUCCUGUCUUCGGUCCUCUACUUCCUGUGGAACUUCCUGUUGAUGUGUCCUCGCAUUCUUUCAUUGGCAGUCUUUGCAGUUGUCUUCUCGGGCUACAUUUUCCUCCACUUCCUAGGCAUCUGGUUGGUCAUGUUUCUCUGGGUCUCCUUGCAAGGGACAGACUUGAUGGAACAUGAAACCUUUGAGUGGUUUUACCGAGCUACAGUAGCUGUUAUCCUCUAUUUCUGCUGGUUCAAUGUGGCCGAGGGGAAAACGCGCCACCGCUCAGCUAUUUACCACAUUUUCCUAUUUGUGGAUAAUGGCAUCCUGAUUGUGUCAUGGUGGUGGUACAGAAUUCCCUUGAGUUGGGAUUCCCAAGUGUGCUUUGCACUCCUGGCUGCCCUGGUCUGUUAUGCCCUUGGCAUUUUCUUUAAAUGCGUCUAUUACAAGUGUUUUCAUCCCGCUAUGAAAACUGCACUCAUUACGGAUUACGAUGAAGUAGACAGCAAUGAUGCUGUUGUGUUCCGGCAAAUGGUUAUAAAAAAGCCCAUCAUCAACCAUCGGACAUAUAGACUCUCUUGGAGCUUCUUUGCUGGCUCUUUGGCAGAGGAGACUCAGCACCAACAGAAUGGGACCGUCAGUGAUAUGUAUCUAUGAGCCAUGCUGUUUAGGGCAGCCAAGACUAUAGUUGAAUUAGAUUCAGAAAACAUUUGUACCAGUUUGCCUGCUGAAAUCAUGUCUAUGUUUCUUCCAGGAUUAGCAACAUAAGCUAAACCAAAUAAGCUAGGAAGGAAGUGUUAUUAGUUAAGGAUGAGAUUGUUGAAGAGAAUCUUUAGCAGGGUGUGGAAGAUAUGAUGCAACAUCAGCAGGUAUGGCCAAACAAGGCCUAAGUUGAAGAAUGCUAGGAAAUGUAGUUAGCAAAUUCAGAUGUUCAUAGGUACAUCAUUAUUGUUUUUGAUGUCUCUAAUCUGGAUUCUAUGACUUGCACCUUAUGGUGGAUUGCAAUACUUCUCAGUUCUGGUGCACUUUUCAAACUUUAUACCUUUAAUCUUAAAUUCAGGCCUUCACUUCACUGUACUUGACUUCCCACCUGCCCGUGCUCUGAUGUUACACGAGAAAAAAUUAGUUGAAAUGGUCAUAUGCUUCCCCUUUUCUUUAAUGUGUCCAUCGGAAGGGUUCCAAACUGCCACUUCUCCUUUUUAACUAGUUCUUGCCAUAGUAUCUGAACUAUGACAUCAAGGUUUCUAUGGAUAUCAUAGUUUAUCUGGAAAAACACAUAAUCCUUAAAGCGUAAGCUAUAAACUGACUUUAAUAUACCACUUUGAAGAUGAACUAUAGUUUAGAAAAUGCUAUAGUUCAUGGUGCUGAGACAUUUCCAAUCUCAUUGAGAUGAGGAAGUUCACUGUAAUUAUCUAUGGUUUGAUAUGGGGACUGAUGGAAAUAGAAUUCUAAAAUGCCUGGAAGACAUUAGACUUUGCUUUAAUGCAACAUCUGGAUUAGCUGGAGUAGCUUCAGCCCUUCUCCUCUGUUCUACUUGAUUUUGGAUACCUGUGCCCAAAUAGUUUAUAUUUCAAGAGUUUUGAGAGGACAGUCCUUAUUCCAAUUUCCAAGUUAUCUUGAAGGGAAGCUUAGAAAACAUGCCUAACACUUCUGGAUUUGGCUCUCUUCCUAUGCCUUAUGUGGCUAAUUUUAAAAAGUGUUACUUUAGAUUUUCACAAUGAUUCAGAUUGACUGGAAUCAGCAAAAAUAUAUAUGGCAGAAAUGUGCAUAUUCAACAUAUUCAAGCCUCUAAUAGACAAGAUUCAAGUUGGAGUGGAGGGAAUAGCAAAGCUCUAGGGAAGGAUUUAGUAUACAUACUUCGGCAUUUAAAAAAAAUCCAAACCCUCUCCUGCUUUUCACUUCAGAAAGUGGAUACACUAGUCUUAACCUAUCUCCCUCCUUUCACUAAACUUUCUCCCAGUUUAUUAUUAUUUUAUAUAUAGUAAUGCCAAAUUCAGUGCAACUGUUAAUUUAUUGACACUUCUGAAAUGUUUACCCUGAGUAAAGUAUUUCAC
This is a messenger RNA of Notechis scutatus (mainland tiger snake), 3080 nucleotides long. RefSeq names its product XK related 8 (gene XKR8). The record is from RefSeq and is a predicted model, not a curated record. Gene Ontology annotation, biological process: engulfment of apoptotic cell; apoptotic process involved in development; phosphatidylserine exposure on apoptotic cell surface. Gene Ontology annotation, cellular component: plasma membrane. NCBI's taxonomy places the organism in Eukaryota, Metazoa, Chordata, Lepidosauria, Squamata, Elapidae.